This is a messenger RNA of Hibiscus syriacus, 453 nucleotides long. RefSeq names its product transcription factor VOZ1-like. Bases 47 to 337 code for a protein of 96 amino acids. The transcript is spliced from 2 exons. NCBI's taxonomy places the organism in Eukaryota, Viridiplantae, Streptophyta, Magnoliopsida, Malvales, Malvaceae. The record is from RefSeq and is a predicted model, not a curated record. Gene Ontology annotation, biological process: positive regulation of long-day photoperiodism, flowering; regulation of DNA-templated transcription.
AUUGUGUUUUUAUUGUGCUUUUGAUUUCUGGGGUUUUUUUAUUCUAAUGAGGAAAGGAUCAAAAACCAACUGCAAGUCAGUAACCCGCAAACUCUUCAAGGACAAGGCAAAGAACCGGGUAGAUGAUCUUCAGGGAAUGUUCUUGGAUUUGCAGUUUGCGCCGAAGGUGAGCCGCAACGUCUAUCCUACGGUCCUUGAAGAGCAAGUCCAUCAGAUGCUCCGUGAAUGGAAACCCGAGCUCAAUGAACCUUCUCCAGCUUCUUCAUUGCAACAAGGCGGAAGUCUUGGUUCAUUUCCACCAGACAUUUGUCAGCUGUUGCAGCUUUACGAGGGGUAAGCUGAUGCAACUAGUAUAUUGUCUGUGCUAAAGCCUGAGCCUGAUAAUCAAAACCUGCAAGUAGGAGACACUGCUGCUUUCCAAGAGGUGAUUUCUUUUUCCCAUUGGAUUAUUCG